This is a messenger RNA of Cheilinus undulatus (humphead wrasse), 1908 nucleotides long. RefSeq names its product equilibrative nucleoside transporter 2-like. Gene Ontology annotation, molecular function: nucleoside transmembrane transporter activity. The record is from RefSeq and is a predicted model, not a curated record. NCBI's taxonomy places the organism in Eukaryota, Metazoa, Chordata, Actinopteri, Labriformes, Labridae. The coding region runs from base 154 to 1482 and encodes 442 amino acids. Gene Ontology annotation, cellular component: plasma membrane; basolateral plasma membrane. The transcript is spliced from 13 exons. Gene Ontology annotation, biological process: thymine transport; uridine transmembrane transport; guanine transport.
GUUGGCAGCUUUCCAAAGACCAUAUUAUGGUAGGCUACUUCCGUUAAUUUCCGUCACUGGUGCCCGCGCGCGCCUGCCUUCUCAUUCAUUCAUUCAAGUCCAGACUGAAGCAGACCACCUGCUCCGACUCCCAGAAACGUGACAGAAACGAGGAUGUCCGUGGAGAAGAGGCAAAGUCCACCUACUGAGGGCGGUCACGCUGUCGGCCUCAUCAUCUUCAUCCUCGGUGUAGGGACUCUGCUGCCCUGGAACUUCUUCAUGACGGCGACUCAGUAUUUCAAUGGACGUCUCCAAGCACCAAACGGCACGUCUAACGCCACAUCAGAAGGGACCAAAGACUACAACUAUGACAGCUGGAUGGCCUUACUUUCCCAGCUGCCUUUGCUGCUCUUCACCCUGCUCAACUCUUUCCUCUAUCAGAGGGUAAAGGAGCAUUUCCGUGUGGCCUUCAGCCUCGUCGUCAUCUUCCUCCUCUUCUCCUUCACCGCUGCUCUCGUCCAGAUCCCCAUGGAGCCGGAUGCCUUCUUCUCCGUCACAAUGGCCACCAUCUGGUUCAUUAACAUGUGCAGUGCUGUGCUGCAGGGCAGUCUGUUCGGCGUGGUCGGUCUGUUUCCUCCUCGCUACAGCACUCUGUUCAUGAGCGGUCAGGGUCUGGCCGGGAUCUUCGCUGCAAUCGCCAUGCUCCUCUCCAUCUUAAGUAACGCAGAUAAAAACUCUGCUGCGCUGGGAUACUUCAUCACUCCCUGUGUGGCCACUCUGAUCACUCUGCUGUGUUACCUGCUGAUGCCUCACCUGGAGUUUGCUCGUUUCUACCUGAACAGAAAUCAGUCUGAUAAACCAGAGACAACGCAGAAACUCCUCAAUAGUACAGAGAAGAAACCCUUAAACGACAACGCCAAAGACCUCGAGGCCAACGGGAAGAUCGUUGAGGCUGAGGAGAGUCAGGAGCGCUCGUCAGUCUUUGCUGUCUUUAAAAAGAUCUGGCUGAUGGCAUUGUGUGUGACGUGUGUUUUUGCUGUAACUCUGUCAGUGUUUCCGGUGAUCACAGUCCGAGUUCAGACCGUUUACACAGACAACCAAGCCUGGAAAAAAAUCUUCACUUGUGUUUGCUGCUUCAUCGUCUUUAACGCCAUGGACCUGCUCGGCCGCAGCGCCCCCUCCCUCGCCCAGUGGCCUUCGAGGGACAGCUCUCUGUUUCCCGUCGCCGUCUUUUCUCGUGUGAUUUUCAUCCCUCUACUCAUGCUCUGUAAUGUCCACGACUCCAAACUCCCCAUCUUCUUCAGGCACGACCUCGCCUUCGUCAUCAUCAUGGCGCUGUUCUCCUUCUCCAACGGAUACUUGGCGAGCCUCUGCAUGGCCUACGCUCCACAGUUGGUGCGGAGUAAAGACUGUGAGACGGCUGGCUCUCUGAUGACUUUCUUCCUGGUUCUGGGUCUUGCUGUGGGAGCCUCAUUCUCCUUCUUACUGGGAACACUGGUUUGAUCAACUGGAAUGGAGAUGUUAAAUGUUCUAAGGUUGUCAUCUUGUCAUUAACAAAGAUAAUACCACAGCAACAAAAAUAGAAGCCCUAGAAAGACUGAGAAAUUUCUGUUUUUUGACAGAGAUGUUCAGACACCAUUUUUUCUUCCCCUAUACCAAAUUGUUUGGUACAAGCUGAUACCGAGUCCUGAUCCGAUACCAGAGUGAACUUUCUGGACUGACUGUGCAGACUAGCAAAUUAUUUUAGACCCACAUUUGACUCAGAACAUGACUCAACACAUAGAGUCAAAAUGUAUAGCAUCUUUGUGACACUAAAGUUGUUUUUCUGCUGAUUAUUGAGUUUUACUCCUAAAUAUUAAAAUAAUAAUACAGGGGGCUGCAUCACAGGCUCUCUCUAUCUCUCCAUUAUGCUCUAUUCAGGCAGCAUCA